This is a messenger RNA of Diprion similis, 1751 nucleotides long. RefSeq names its product hydroxyacid-oxoacid transhydrogenase, mitochondrial (gene T3dh). Gene Ontology annotation, molecular function: metal ion binding; alcohol dehydrogenase (NAD+) activity. The record is from RefSeq and is a predicted model, not a curated record. Lineage: Eukaryota; Metazoa; Arthropoda; Insecta; Hymenoptera; Diprionidae. Gene Ontology annotation, cellular component: mitochondrion. Bases 217 to 1641 code for a protein of 474 amino acids. The transcript has 5 exons.
CCAGUUCAUACUGGGCUCGCUGACAACAGCUUCUUCGGCCAACUGGUUCAGUAACCUCGAAGUUGGAAUCGGUUAUAUCUUGCCCUCGUUUCCAAGUACCCCCAGUGCGUUUACCCGGUGUCGCCUCCUGCUCAUUUCCGGUUUUCACGGAAGUCAGAUCCGACCUGAUCGAGGUACUUUUGAACUAUUAGACUUGUUAGCUUAAAUACGGAUAAAAUGCUGCGAAGAAGGCGCGUCGUGGAUCUAUUGCAAGUCAUCUCUUCUCAAUCAUGCAAGUGCCCCGCUCAUGCAAACCCAGGAGGAUAUGGAGUACAACACAACCAUGGAAGUCUCCAGAGCACGGCUUCCACAACUGCUCCUUCGAAGGAAUACGCGUUUGAGAUGGCCUGUUCGACGAUAAGAUACGGUCUCGGAGUGACGCGAGAGCUCGGAAUGGACAUGCAAAACCUAGGUGCAAAGCGGGUGUGCCUGAUGACGGACUCGAACUUGAUCAGCCUGUCGCCAGUGAAAGCUGCGCUGGACAGUCUGGCGAAGCACGGUGUAAGUUUCGACCUCUAUGACAAGGUUAGAGUGGAACCAACCGAGGAGAGUAUCCAGGACGCGACGAAAUUCGCUAAGGCGGGGAAGUACGACGCGUACAUCGCGGUCGGUGGUGGAUCGGUAAUCGAUACAUGCAAGGCUGCCAAUCUCUACGCCUCAGACCCAGAAGCCGAGUUUCUGGACUACGUGAACGCGCCGAUCGGCAAGGGGAACCCGGUUCGGGUGACCCUGAAGCCCCUGAUUGCAGUACCAACGACAUCCGGUACCGGGUCCGAGACCACCGGCGUCUCAAUCUUUGAUUACAGACCGCUCAAGGCCAAGACGGGAAUUGCGAACAGAGCCAUAAGACCGACCUUGGGGAUGAUCGACCCCCUGCACACCCUGACCUUGCCUGAACGGGUCUGCGCCUACUCCGGAUUCGACGUCCUCUGCCACGCUCUUGAGUCUUUCACCGCGAUUCAUUACACCGAACGAACGCCCUGUCCCACCAAUCCCAUUCUCAGGCCCGCUUAUCAGGGCCAAAAUCCCGUCAGUGACGUCUGGGCUCGCUACGCCCUUCAGGUCAUGCAGAAGUACUUCAAGAGGGCCGUUUACAACCCGGACGACGUCGAAGCCAGGAGCAGUAUGCACUUGGCUAGCACCAUGGCUGGCGUAGGGUUUGGCAAUGCCGGAGUUCACCUUUGCCAUGGAUUGUCGUACGCCAUCAGUGGCAAUGUUCGGAAAUUUCAGCCAGAGGGAUACACCAAAGAUCAUCCCAUCAUUCCGCAUGGUCUUUCGGUCGUAAUUUCCGCCCCAGCAGUAUUCGCGUUCACCGGAAAAUCUUGUCCAGACAGGCACUUGGAGGCCGCGCAACUCUUGGGAACUGACGUAACGAAUGCGAAAAAGGAGGAUGCUGGUCAAAUACUUGCAGAUACGGUGCGAGAGUAUAUGCGAGUCAUGAAAGUCGAAAACGGACUCGAGGAACUCGGGUUUCUCAAAGACGAUAUACCGAGAAUGGUGCAAGGCACGCUACCCCAGCAUCGCAUCACGAAAUUGGCACCCCGUGAACAAUCGGAAGAAGACUUGGCUCAACUGUUCGAAAAUUCGUUCAAGAUAUAUUAAUCACAAAUUCGUCGCGGAUACUUGUAAAUAAUACGAUGUAUAAAUUGUUAAAAUGGAAUCAUUCGGCUGUUAUAUUUUGUGAAUAAAUAAAAUAUUUUAUAUUUUCAAAA